UACGUCAUUACUCCGGAGCAACCUCUGCUUGAAUCAUGCCUGAUCCAGUGAAAGCGCCCAAGAAGGGCUCAAAGAAAGCCGUCACUAAAGCAACCAAGGGCGGCAAGAAGAGGAGAAAGUCCAGGAAGGAGAGCUACGCCAUCUACGUGUACAAGGUGCUGAAGCAGGUCCACCCCGACACCGGCAUCUCCUCCAAGGCCAUGGGCAUCAUGAACUCGUUUGUCAGCGACAUCUUUGAGCGCAUCGCCGGCGAGGCCUCCCGUCUGGCUCACUACAACAAACGCUCCACCAUCACUUCCAGGGAGAUCCAGACCGCCGUCCGCCUGCUGCUGCCCGGGGAGCUGGCCAAGCACGCCGUGUCUGAGGGCACCAAGGCCGUCACCAAGUACACCAGCUCCAAGUAAACUCUUACUGCUGCUGCUCCAACAACACAACGGCUCUUCUAAGAGCCACCCACUUCAUCCUAGAGCGUUUCCUCUUGUUCU
Centropristis striata (black sea bass) is the source of this 485-nucleotide messenger RNA. Its product is annotated as histone H2B. The transcript has a single exon. Gene Ontology annotation, cellular component: nucleosome. Lineage: Eukaryota; Metazoa; Chordata; Actinopteri; Perciformes; Serranidae. Gene Ontology annotation, molecular function: DNA binding; protein heterodimerization activity; structural constituent of chromatin. The coding region runs from base 36 to 404 and encodes 122 amino acids. The record is from RefSeq and is a predicted model, not a curated record.